GAUCAUCACAUCAAGAGAAAGCCAUAUUAGCAUUCUUAAAUCUCCAAUUCGCAUUAAAACAAAAAUCAUCUACAUAUACAAACUCAUAAAAUGAAGUACUUCUUUACUGCUGCUCUCGUUUCAUCAGCCAUGGCUGCCUAUGUUCCUUCCGAACCAUGGUCCACUUUGACUCCAAGUGCUCCAGCUCCUUCCGGUGCCACCACUGACCACACCCAACAAUUCGGUAUUCAAAUUCAAACUGUCUCCUCUGCUUCUGCUGCAAAGAGAGAUGCUGUUAACCAAAUUGGUGAUGGUCAAAUUCAAAAGCAAACUUCUGUUACUUUAGCUGUUCCAACCACUACUGCUAAGGUCAUCAACCAAAUCGGUGACGGUCAAAUCCAACACCAAACCGCAUCUACCGCUCAAGUCAUCAACCAAAUUGGUGAUGGUCAAAUUCAACACCAAACCGCUUCCACUGCUCAAGUGAUUAACCAAAUUGGUGACGGUCAAAUUCAGCAUCAAACUGCUGCUCCACCAACCCCAACCACUGCAUCUGUUGUCAACCAAAUCGGUGACGGUCAAAUCCAACAUCAAACCACUGCCACUGCUUCCGUCAUCAACCAAAUUUCCGACGGUCAAAUCCAACAUCAAACUACUUCCACUGCUUCUGUAGUCAACCAAAUCUCUGAUGGUCAAAUUCAACACCAAUCUUCCACCGUUUCUGUUGCAUCUCAAAUCACUGAUGGUCAAAUCCAAAAGCCAUCUGGUGCUCCAUCUACUGAAGACCCAGAUUCUCACGGUGCUGGUAUUGCUUGUUUGACUCCAAACUCCUUGACUAUGACCUUGAAGGACGGUAUGUUAACUGACUCCCACGGUAGAGUUGGUGCCAUUGUUGCCAACAGACAAUUCCAAUUCGACGGUCCUCCACCACAAGCCGGUUCUAUCUACGCUGCUGGUUGGUCUGUUACUUCUGAUGGUUUGUUGGCUCUUGGUGACAAGACCAUUUUCUACCAAUGUCUCUCUGGUGACUUCUACAACUUGUACGAUGAAAACGUUGCUGCUCAAUGUUCUGCCGUUCACUUGUCUGUCAUUGACCUUGUUCAAUGUUAAAUCAUCAAGUGAUUCGCUUCCCACUGCGUUUCUCGUGCAUUUUGUAUAUUAGUUUUUUAAAAAAUUCUUCACGUUUUUUUACUUCGGUUUAGCAUAUAAUAAUAUGAAUCUUUAUUAUAAA
Messenger RNA from [Candida] anglica, 1210 nucleotides. The record is from the annotation of a GenBank genome assembly. Lineage: Eukaryota; Fungi; Ascomycota; Pichiomycetes; Serinales; Debaryomycetaceae.